AAUGACGGUUUCCUAGCAAUAUAUACACGCCCAAUGAACGAAGGGAUACCGCAGUCAAGUGCUUUAAUCCUUUUUGGGGGCUGCAGGCAGUGCGUUGGUCACCUGGCAAUUUCCGUGGACCGGCAAUGUGAUAGACACCAAGCAAUUGGGGGCUUUGUUGCGGCAUUGGCCACGGAAGCAGUAGCGGGGCAAACAAAUAGUUGGUACCGGUGACGUUCAUUCAGUGUUGUUCUGGAAGAAAAUGAUCCAUAGCUUAUUUUUAAUAAACUCGUCUGGUGACAUAUUUCUGGAAAAACACUGGAAGAGUGUGGUUAGCCGCUCAGUUUGUGAUUAUUUUUUUGAAGCCCAGGAAAAUGCAGGAGAGUUUGAAAAUGUGCCACCAGUCAUCCCAACACCACACCACUACCUUAUCAGUGUCUACAGGGAAAAGAUGUUCUUUGUGGCAGUUAUCCAGACGGAGGUGCCCCCACUGUUUGUCAUAGAGUUUCUGCACAGGGUCUCCGAGACAUUCCAGGAUUACUUUGGUGAAUGUUCUGAAGCUGUCAUCAAAGACAAUGUUGUCAUAGUGUAUGAACUGCUGGAAGAAAUGCUAGACAAUGGCUUCCCACUGGCAACAGAAUCAAACAUCUUAAAGGAAUUGAUCAAGCCCCCUACCAUAUUGAGAUCUGUUGUAAAUACAAUCACAGGCAGCAGCAAUGUUGGAGAGACCCUUCCUACAGGACAGCUGUCCAACAUCCCUUGGAGACGAGCAGGUGUCAGAUACACAAAUAAUGAAGCAUAUUUUGAUGUUGUUGAAGAAAUAGAUGCCAUCAUUGACAAAGCUGGUUCAACUGUAUUUGCAGAAAUUCAGGGUGUAGUGGAUGCGUGUGUUAAGCUCUCUGGAAUGCCUGACCUUACUCUUUCAUUUAUGAAUCCAAGACUUCUUGAUGAUGUCAGCUUUCAUCCCUGUGUUCGGUAUAAGCGAUGGGAAUCGGAACGAGUAUUAUCAUUUAUUCCUCCAGAUGGAAACUUCCGCCUUAUGUCAUAUCGUGUUAGUUCUCAAAACCUUGUUGCAAUUCCUGUGUAUGUCAAGCACAACAUCAGUUUUAAGGAAGGCAGCUCUUUGGGCCGGUUUGAUGUCAUAAUUGGGCCAAAACAGAACAUGGGGAAGACUGUGGAAGGUGUCUCAUUGACAGUUCACAUGCCAAAGGUUGUUUUAAACAUGAACCUUGGUCCUUCUCAGGGCACCUAUAAUUUUGAUCCUGUCGCAAAGAUUUUAACCUGGGACGUUGGAAAAAUUAACCCACAAAAAUUGCCAAAUCUGAAGGGAAGUUUAAGUCUUCAGUCAGGGGCUCCAAAACCAGAUGAAAAUCCUAGCCUUAACAUUCAGUUUAAGAUACAGCAGCUUGCAAUAUCAGGACUGAAAGUAAAUCGACUUGAUAUGUAUGGAGAGCGAUACAAACCAUUUAAAGGUGUGAAAUAUGUGACCAAAGCAGGGAAAUUCCAAGUGAGGACAUGAUAAAACCAAAGGGACAUGUAGUCUUUGUGCCAGUACGUCAAGCGAUAUCAAUCAGCGUCCAGUGCUUCUUGUUAUGUCAGUGUCUAGAAAUGUCUGACAUUCAGUCACAAUUUUUUUACACUGCAAUUGUUGUUUUUUUAAUCUUUGCUGUUGUGGUAUGUGCUUUGUCUUCUUGCCCCACAUGUAUUUAUUUGCCAUUUCAGCAGUAUAACAGCUGUUUCGGAACUAAUAUUUCUUUUGAUGCUAUUGAUUGUGUGUACACAGUGUGUGUGUGCGCGUGUGUGAGUGCGUGCACACGUGUGUGUGUGUGUGUGUGUGUGUGUGUGUGUGUGUGUGUGUGCGUGUGUGUGCGCACGUGUGUUUAACCUGGGGGCGUGGUACAGAUCGUAAAUGUCUUCUGAGAUGGAAGUGGAAACUUCUAUCCAGGUAAAUUUUUGAAGGGCUUUUUCAAGGUACUCCAUCUCACAAGAAUUUUAGUAAAGGCUUUCCUGUUGCAAAUCUUUUCAGCUUGUAACUAUCAUGAGUGCAUCAAUAUGGGUAAAACAAGAGCAUAGAAGGUGGGCAUAACAUUCUGUAAAUGCAUAAAAUGGGUAGAUUUUCCCUCCCAUUUGGAACAUGUUUUGGAAUUGCAAGGUAGUUAAGCUUGGGAGCCUAUUUCCUUGAUAGACCAUAUUUUGAAGACGGACGUUGAGGUUCAUCAUGAGCUUUGUCAUUGCAGGAAAUUGUAUCAUUGGGAAGAAGCUGAGGAAUAUGUUCAGGCAGCCUGAUGCAGCAUACCUCCCUCAGUUUUUUUUUGCCACCUGAAAUGAGAGGUCAUACCAUGUUUUCAGAGUUUGCCCCAUUUUGUCCUGGCCUUCAUCUUAUAUCAAUGAUAAGUAUAUUUUUCUGUAUUAUGGUACUCAACAAUAUUGUUGAAUUUUCUUUACGUUUGGGAUUUUUUUUAAAUAAGGCCCUUAGAAUCAGUAAAUUGGAAUUGAGGCUUAUCUGCAAACAUUGUGAAUUUAAGUUGUAUUCAAGUUCCACUGUUGUCAUUUCACUCCAGUGCUUUCAAUAAAAUACGAUUUCAAGGCAAACUUUUUCAUUAUUAAAUGAUAAUUAAUUAGGUCUCUAGAGACUCUCAAUGUUUCUAGAAUGUCCCCCUUAGCUAACCUUCUAGCAUUUUGGGUCGGGGAGUGUCUAAGCAAGGAUGUUUGUCGAGCAGAUGCCUGGUUCUAAAACAGCUGUCACAUGUUGGGAGCAGAUGUGCAAGACUGAGCAUGGGGGGAUAAUUAGGUGCCGGUCUCUUAGAUAUUUGAGAUUCCCCCCUUUUUACUACAGAUUAUGAACAAUAUACAAAAGGCUAGACUAUCUUUAUUAAUUGCACCAGAGCUUUAUACUUUGGAGUCUUUCCCAGGAAAAAAAAUCAGAAGCAAGAUCGCCUUUAUUUUCUUUUUCAGAGAAGGAAGAUAAUUAUCUGUCAUAUUUUAACAAAAGUUUCUCCCUUUUGAGAUAUAGUCAUGAUUCAGAUGAGAUGCGGUCUAUAACUUCCAGAUCCACACCCGAAAACCUUUUUUUCAAGUAAGAUUUUAAGCCCAUCAUUAAUGAUCAUUUAAAGUGGGUCUUUUGAAAAUGUGUCUGCCUUUCUUUAAAAUGAAAAGUUAAUCUUCUAAACAUUUACUAACCUAAGCCACCUGUUGUACCUCUUUUUUCUCAUUUUUUGAGGAUGUUUUCUGCUCAGUGUAUUUAAAAACAGAUUCAUGGUCACCUACUGUUAUAAGGCUUAACCAGUUUUAUAGGAUACAUGAAGGGUUUAUGUUCGUAUAUAAGAAUAUGGUGGUAGGGACCAAGUGAAGGUGGAGCUGGUGUCACAGGAAGUGUUCAGCCACACUGCAGCUCGUUAAAUACUAUGUUCGGCCACACUGCAGCUCUUUAAAUACUAAUAGGACAGGAUUUGUUGGAUAGGGAUGGUGAGAAGUUCUACAUUUCAGCCACUUUAAGGAUUACAGUGAUCAUUUACCAACACCAUGUGGCACAGUAUGUCUGACUUCCACAAGCAGGCUGGCAGUUUAAUCAAGGAUAAUUCUAAUACUUCCUUGAAAGAGAAUAUCUCCAGUUUAACCCAAACAGCAGAUAAAAUUGGGAUUCUCAUGUAGUGAAGUGUGGUUAUAACAUUGUGAAUUCCUACAUUUGGCAUUCUCUCAGAAUGUUUGGUUGCACACCCAGCCUUUUAAUGAGUAUUUCAAGGGCUACUUCCUGGAUUCACCCUGGAUAACUCCUUAUGGUUCCUCCCCAGCUGAGAAUGUAUUGCAGCAAUUCAGUGGGAAGCUGCAAAAUAACACAGAAUGUGAAAGCAAUGUUUUUUUUACUCCGGUUCUGAAAUGUUAAAGUAGCACUCAAAUUCAGGGACAUUUUAUGGAAAAUUGUAUAAGCAGCAUGAAGGGAAAAAAAACAGCAUCAGAAAAUGCAUUGGAAGUGAUGGGAAAUGAUAUUUCUUUAUUUUCCUGUUUUCCCAAAAGGAAAACUAUUUCUAGAUGUGCUUAUCUGGACCAAAAUUUCUAAAAUGGAAAAAGUCAAAAUGUAAACAUCCAGUCUAUUACCCCAUGCUGCGCACAAUACCUUUUUAUUGACUCUGGGCAUGCUGGAUACUUUCCUACAGUUUCCUGUUCACAAAGGCAUGUGAUGCUCAGAUUUCAGGUCGGAAACUCCCGUUAUCGUUUCCUGCCUUUGACCUUUGGCCUUUUUACUGCAUCCACACUAUUUUCAAGGUGCUUGACACCCCUGCCUUUGACCUUUGGUCUUUUUACUGCAUCCACACUAUUUUCAAGGUGCUUGACACCCCUGCCUUUGACCUUUGGUCUUUUUACUGCAUCCACACUAUUUUCAAGGUGCUUGACACCCCUGCCUUUGACCUUUGGUCUUUUUACUGCAUCCACACUAUUUUCAAGGUGCUUGACACCCACUUGUUUUUGUCUCAGAAUGAUGGUGUUCAACAGAGCUGAACUUAUUUGAAGGAUGAUCUGAGUCAGGACACUUCUGUUCAGAGCCUUAGCUUUGUGACCCAUGAGUUUCAAAUGAUGUAUACGCCCUGUUUUGGAUACCAAGACUACUGUGACUUGUGUUAUUCAGAACAGAGUUUAACUGAUAAUGGAUUUUUGUCAUGCACACUACUCACAAAUGACAUUUAAAUGACGUGGAUGUUCCUGAUAGCAAAUGUCAUCCCCCACAUUAAUGGCUGACAGCAACCUGGGUGUUUGAAGACCAAACAGAAGGUGAGAUAGAAUUCUGGGGUGGUGUUCUGUUUAGGUGCACCUUUCUAACUGCUGCUGGUAGAGACAGAUAGCAGUAACAGUGGUAAUAUCCAAUAUAGUGACAUGGCUUGGGCAGAAACAAAGUCACUGUGCACUAAGUGUUUUUUUAGGCAGGGGUAGUGCCCUUGCAGCAUUCAUUGCUCUCCCAGCUGUACAUAAGUCCGUCAGCUUGCUGUGGGGUGGGGCUCAUUGUGAACAUUCAUUUGACUUUUGUGAUGCAGUGGGUGGUGGGAGUGCACAGCGAUUUUGUUAGUUUGCCAGUCCUAAGGAGGAGGGUUACCAGCCAGUGGGGAGAAAUAAAUGAUUCAGUACAUCAAGGGAAGGAGACAUAAUGGAAGGAUGGGGAGGGGAAAAGCAUUCUAUUUUUCAAAAAUCCAUUUUUUUGUAUUUUGAGAGCGCUGUGUACUUGCUCAUUUCCCCUGUCAUGAAACCAUUUGCUUCUCAGAAGCAGUGGGGCCUUCUUCAGUGAAUAGAGUGCAUCUCCUACCCCCACAGUGAAGGGAUAUAUUCGGGGUAUUCGUCAAUUCCAGUGCCCUCAGACAGAAUGGAACAUUGAGGUUCAUAGUAGUCUGAUGUCAUCAGUAGUGGAACUAUUUAGAAAAAGUUGAUAACUGUGUUAGCUCUUAAAGCUUUCCAGUCAGUCCCACAGUUUGAGACUUCGGAAACAUUUAAGGAAAGUGCAAAAGUAGUAAGAAUCAUUUGCAGAGAGGUGCACUUUCUUGGCUAUGAGAGCAGAGAGAUAAGCCACUGUAGUUCAAAGAUAAAUAUAAAAACACUGUAGUUAACUACCACUAAAGCUAAAACUGAAAAAAGAUAAGUAGUCAAAAAUGCACUACAUCCAGAAAAACUAUAAAAUUUAAACUUAAAAAUAAAGUAAAAUAAAUAAACAAACAAUAUUUCAAACCCCCUGCACUCUCCAUGUAAGAGCAUUAAGCAGCCAUACCUCCCUUACUUAAAUGUACUUAACUUCACAGUCACAUCACCAUAGUAUUAUGGUACAUCAGUCACUUUUCAGAAUUAUUUUUUCACUUAAUGGUCAGGAAGAAACAAAUUCUAAUCGAGAGCACACACACACACACACACACACACACACACACACACACACACACACACACA
Protopterus annectens (West African lungfish) is the source of this 5901-nucleotide messenger RNA. RefSeq names its product AP-3 complex subunit mu-1. The record is from RefSeq and is a predicted model, not a curated record. Gene Ontology annotation, cellular component: clathrin adaptor complex; cytoplasmic vesicle. The transcript is spliced from 9 exons. Lineage: Eukaryota; Metazoa; Chordata; Ceratodontiformes; Protopteridae. Gene Ontology annotation, biological process: endocytosis; intracellular protein transport. Bases 242 to 1498 code for a protein of 418 amino acids.